Molecule: messenger RNA, 1041 nt
Organism: Cylindrotheca closterium
Lineage: Eukaryota; Bacillariophyta; Bacillariophyceae; Bacillariales; Bacillariaceae
Source: the annotation of a GenBank genome assembly
AUGUAUCUCUUUGAUACUUCCAACCACAUUCGCAAACCAUAUAAUACUGAAAUUGGAAUUCACGCAAAUUGCUUGAAAACCCUAUUUAUGUAUCAUGAUAUGCUUCCUGGAAAUUGUUCCAACGUGAACAAUGAGAACGAUCCGGGGCAAAUUCGGAAGAGAAAGCUGGCACUGUUCCGCUCCUUUCCAAUUGAUUGGCAGGGAGAUUUUAUCAAUUCGCGGAAUGAUCCGGCGAACGACGAUAAUAUUACGUGGAAGGAUAUUGUCAGUUGGAUGACACAGAAGAAAAGAACAGUGGACAGGAAGAGACUUAUGCAGGAAAGUUCUCCCCGUCAAACUCGACCUGGUAAUCGCACAGGCGGUAGAGGCCUUCACCACAAUCGUUUUCGUGGUGGUUGUGGUCAUGGUCGACCAAGCAAUGGUUAUCAACCAUAUCCAAGACCCUCAAGCUCUCCAAGAUAUUCUCAAGGGACUUCACAAAAUUUUCAACGUGGAGGCAAUUCCCAGCAACAAAACCAAGGACGAUUUCAACCAAGACACCCCAACAAUGGUGGCAGAGGCCGUGGAUUCAAUGGCCAGCACAGUGGACGCUCCCAACCAAUUCCCAGCAACAAAACCAAGGACGAUUUCACCCAAGACACCCCAACAAUGGUGGCAGAGGCCGUGGAUUCAAUGGCCAGCGCAGUGGACGCUCCCAAUCUGGUCGUUUUCAGCCAGGACGAAACUAUCAAGGCAGAGACCAAUCACAUCAACAAAACAGUCAAAACUUCUAUGCUGAGUCGCACUAAUCAAGAAGCUGAAAGCUUCGCUGCGGAAUGCAGUGUUCCGGAAUGGAACCAAGACGGAAUGUCUUAUGGCGGAAUGCCAAGUGCCAAGCAGUACCAGCAUCAGGAACAAUAUUAUCAAGCUGGAGAAAAUCAGCAAUGGAAUGAUCAGUACAACUAUGAACAAGAAGAGUAUUAUCCUGAAGAACAGGAGGCGCACGAACAUUUUUCCUAUGAUGAGGAUUCGCCAUUUUCCUUUCAGGAAGAGCAUUACUGA